Molecule: messenger RNA, 2229 nt
Organism: Nicotiana tabacum (common tobacco)
Lineage: Eukaryota; Viridiplantae; Streptophyta; Magnoliopsida; Solanales; Solanaceae
Product: potassium channel KAT3-like
Biological process (GO): transmembrane transport; potassium ion transport
Cellular component (GO): membrane
Molecular function (GO): voltage-gated potassium channel activity
Source: RefSeq, a predicted model, not a curated record
ACUACGUAAUUACCAAGAAAACUCCACCAACUAUAUCAUUGACGGAAACGACGAGAUCGCCGGCGACACUUCCGAUGAGAAGGUCCCCGGCGCCGUCAGUUUCAAGUAGCCUCUUGCCAGCUUUUGGCACAGUACGUACAGUCAUGGGUGAAGGCUCUGUAAAGCUGAAAAGAUUUGUUAUUGCUCCUUAUGAUCGUAGAUAUAGAAAAUGGCAAACAUUUUUGGUGGUAUUGGUGGCAUACUCAGGAUGGUCAUCCCCUUUCGAGUUGGCAUUCAAGAAGGUAGCAAGUGAAGGCCUUUUGCCUCUUGAUUUAGUGGUCGAUGCCUUCUUCGCCAUUGACAUUCUUCUCACUUUCUUUGUCUCUUACUUGGACAAAUACACUUGUUUACUCGUUGAUGAUCACAAGAAAAUUGCUUUCAGGUAUGUCACUCAUCUAGGGUUCCCAAUGGAUGUUGCAUCAACCAUACCAUUUCAAACCAUAUACCGAAUUUUUAAUGGGAAGAAGCAAGGAGAUGAUGUUUUUGGCUUCCUCAACUUGCUAAGACUUUGGCGACUACGGCGUGUUAGUAAAUUCUUCUCAAGGCUAGAGAAGGACAUUCGGUUCAGCUACUUCUGGACAAGAUUCUGUAAACUAAUCUGUGUGACCUUAUUCGCAGUGCAUUCUGUUGGAUGUUUAUAUUACUGGCUAGCAACUCAUUAUCAUACUGCAGAGAAUACCUGGAUUGGGUCAAAUGUUACUAAUUUCCAAGAAAGAAGUAUCUCUCUAGGAUACACAUAUUCCAUGUAUUGGUCUGUUGCUACUCUCACCACAGUCGGCUAUGGCGAUCUCCGUGCACAUAAUACAGGAGAGAAGGUUUUCUCCAUCUUCUACAUGCUUUUCAACAUUGGUCUCACUGCCUACUUAAUUGGCAACAUGACCAAUCUUAUUGUUCAUGGCAUUGCUCGGACCUUCGCUGUGCGGGAUGCCAUCAAUAAGACACUGAGAUAUGCAAGCAAGAAUAGACUUCCAGAAGGUAUAAAAGAGCAAAUGUCAGCACAUUUGACUCUCAAAUUCAAGACUGCAGAACUACAGCAAGAGGAAGUAAUAAGAGACUUACCCAAGGCAAUAAGAUGUAGCAUUGCACAAUAUCUCUUCCAUACAACACUUGAAAAUACCUACCUUUUCAAAGGGGUUUCUGAAGACUUCAUAGUCCAGUUGGUUUCCGAGAUAAAAGCAGAAUACUUUCCACCAAAAGUUGACAUUGUUAUUCAAAAUGAGAUACCAACAGAUUUCUACAUUAUUGUCUCUGGAGCUGUGGAAGUGGUUACAUACAAGAAUGGAAUGGAACAGUUCCUGUCAAAGUUGGAGUCCCCAGAAUUGUUCGGUGAAGUAGGUGUUAUCUUUAAUACGCCCCAGCCUUUUACCGUGAGAAGUAAGAGACUUUCUCAGGUUGUUCGAAUCAGCCAUCAUCAUUUCAAGCAACUGGUGCAGCCCCUUAACGCAGAUGGAAAGAUAAUCCUCUCCAAUUUUCUUCAGAAUCUUAAAGGAAUGGAAAAGGAAGAGCUACAAGAGAUACCACUCAUAUCACAGCUGCUCAGUGACGUGAAUAGUGAGGUGAGUACAAUGAGUAGGGGACAAAAUCAUGAAGGACAAAGCCAAGACGGAAAUAGAAUUACCACAACAACACUCCCCACUAGGGUUAUAAUACAUGGACAUCAUCCACAUGACAAACCAAAUGAAGGAGGAAUUGCAGGAAAAUUAAUACAUCUACCUGAGUCAGUUGAAGAUCUCCUAAUAAUAGCAGAAAAAAGAUUUCGAAAAAGAGGAAGUACAAUUGUCAUGGCAGAUGGCUUCCCAAUGGAGGAUUUGGGUGCUUUGCGAGAAAAUGAUCACUUGUAUAUAGUUUGACGGAAAAAUCAUCAGAUGCUUAAUAAGUCAAGCUGAUAGAAUUCAGGACGAUUUUCCUAUUGGAUUUCGAGAGAAAUGUGCAAUUAGAUUUUAUAGAUGGAAAUGGAAAGUCGGAAGUACCUAAAUGAGAUGGAGAGUUGAGAUUUCAUUUCCGAUGCCGGUGGGAGUCCGGUGAUAGCCGGAAAAGACAUCGGAGCGGCGCCCAUAGCCAUGACUGCGCUUUGCCUCGCUAGUUAUGGACAUAGUUAAGUUAAAUGAUCAGAUCCUUUCUUUAUUUUUUUUUCAAGAUGUUAAAUUACAAUACAUAUUUGAUUAUUAAUAAGUUGUCUUUAAAGUUUCA